UAAUCCAGGGUGGCCAUGUGUGUUGUAGUGAAAAAAGAAAGAAAAGAAAGGGAAAAAAUCACCCGGCUAUGGGUUCUGGGGCACUGGGUUCAACUCUGGACCUCACUGCUGCUUCUGGGAAAAAGUGAUCUGAGCAGAACCAACGUUUUGCAAACCGGGUCGUGUUUUUGUCUUGUUUUGCAAUGCUGGGAAUCAAGUCCAAGGCUUCAUACAUGCCAGGUGAAAGAACUUGUCCUGGACAAUUGUCGGUCGAAUGAAGGCAAAAUUGAAGGCCUCACAGACAAAUUUGAAGAACUGGAAUUCCUAAGUACAAUCAACGUAGGCCUCACCUCAGUCGCCAACUUACCAAAGUUAAACAAACUUAAGAAGCUCGAACUAAGCGAUAACAGAAUCUCAGGGGGCCUGGAAGUAUUGGCAGAAAGGUGUCCGAACCUUACGCAUCUAAAUUUAAGUGGCAACAAAAUUAAAGACCUCAGCACAAUAGAGCCACUGAAGAACUUAGAGAACCUCAAGAGCUUAGACCUUUUCAAUUGUGAGGUAACCAACCUGAACGACUACCGAGAAAACGUGUUCAAGCUCCUCCCACAGCUCACGUAUCUUGAUGGCUAUGACCAGGACGACAAGGAGGCCUCCGACUCUGAUGCUGAGGGCUAUGUGGAGGGUCUGGACGAUGACGAGGAGGAUGAGGAUGAGGAGGAGUAUGAUGAAGAUGCUCAGAUAGUGGAAGAUGAGGAAGACGAAUAUGAAGAGGAGGAAGGGGAAGAGGAGGAUGUGAGUGGAGAGGAGGAGGAGGAUGAAGAAGGUUAUAACGACGGGGAAGUCGACGAUGAGGAAGAUGAGGAAGAACUUGGCGAAGAAGAAAGGGGUCAGAAGCGAAAACGAGAACCUGAAGAUGAGGGAGAAGACGAUGACUAAGUGGAAUAACCUAUUUUGAAAAAUUCCUAUUGUGAUUUGACUGUUUUUACCUGUAUCCCCUCCCCUCCUCCAAAUCCUGUCCCCUGAAACUUAUUUUUUUCUGAUUGUAACGUUGCUGUGGGAAUGAGAGGGGAAAAGUGUACUGGGGGUUGCUGGGGGGGGAGGGCGGGAGGGGGUGGAAUAAAAUACUAUUUUUACUGCCACUCUUUAUUUUUCCCCCUCCUUUUUCUUUGUGUCUGGUUUUGUCCCUGUAAAUGCAAUAGCUGAGUACACACCAAGUGAGCAUUUGUUCCUUACUCUCAAAGAGGAUGGUUUGGAGUUCUCUUACAUUUCCUGGUAUGUCCCAAGUCCCCAGAGUUGGUUUGAAAGCCAUGCUGGCCUCAGUCUGGUCACUCAGAUCCUGGGAGGGGCUGAAUACCAGCUACACCGCUAACUCUUGCUUUGGCUCAUGUGAUUUCUGUGUUUCUUGGGCCUGCUAGAGGCAUCCAGCGCCCUGGUUUGUAAAUAGCAACCUAAAGGCGUAUUUUGGCACUGGUUUGGGGACAUUCCCCAUCUCUCAUCCCUUUUUCCCCUUCACAGAUGGUGGUGGGCUUCGCUUUUCAAAGAGGACUCGGUGGUACUCUUGAGCUGUGAGCCCUCGAGCGGAGAACAGCAGGCUUAUGAAUAAUAAGUGAAAUGGGUUUGGUGAUUAUAAUUAGAAGAAACAAACCCUCAAACUUCAGCCUCUUUAAAAGAAAAAAAAAACUGUCCUAUCUUGUUCUGUAAAAUAUUAGAACGCUUUGUUUUAUGAAAAUGACAGGAUAAUUCUUCCACGUGUACUUCCGUGCUUAGAACAUUUUUACAGACCUGAGCGCUGGAGACGUGGCUGCAUGUCGGCUGGGUUUUUUUCAUACACCCAAGCACGGAAAAACUAAUGCAAAAUUGUAUUUUCUUACCUAGUGGAAGUCUGAAAUGACUGCAAAUUCCUAGUGAAUGUACAGGUUUGCUUUCGUGUCCCUCUUCUGGAUUGCUUUAGAAGUGACGUGUUAUUUCCUAACCCAUGUUUCAUCUGUAUAAAAGAACAUCUGCACCAGUUUUUCUCCUGCCCCUCAGAAGAGCCAAACUUUGAGUUUUAUGUCUGUUUGUCAUUGAUAAAUUUCAAUAAAUCUUUUUAUACAAUU
Marmota flaviventris (yellow-bellied marmot) is the source of this 2075-nucleotide messenger RNA. It is a transcript of the gene Anp32a, whose product is annotated as acidic nuclear phosphoprotein 32 family member A. Gene Ontology annotation, molecular function: histone binding. Gene Ontology annotation, biological process: nucleocytoplasmic transport; regulation of apoptotic process. NCBI's taxonomy places the organism in Eukaryota, Metazoa, Chordata, Mammalia, Rodentia, Sciuridae. Gene Ontology annotation, cellular component: perinuclear region of cytoplasm; nucleus. The record is from RefSeq and is a predicted model, not a curated record.